Molecule: messenger RNA, 1551 nt
Organism: Quercus robur (English oak)
Lineage: Eukaryota; Viridiplantae; Streptophyta; Magnoliopsida; Fagales; Fagaceae
Exons: 2
Coding region: 1-1551 (516 amino acids)
Source: RefSeq, a predicted model, not a curated record
AUGUUGGAAUUGCUAAGGCAAAAAUUGGCUGCUUAUGCAGUGGACUUACAUGCAUGGGGCUCAUCCAAAACACAACCCCAGUCAGAGGAAAUAAAAAAGCUUCAGAAGCGGAUUGAGCAGUUAAAUGCGAUGGAGUUGACUGAGGACAGCAAAGCGGAGUUUUUGGUGGCAAGCAAAAACCUGGAUACUUUAUUGCUUAAGGAAGAGAUUUAUUGGGCACAAAGGUCCAGAAUUCCUUGGUUGAAACAUGGAGACAAGAAUACAAGGUUUUUCCAUUCAAAGGCAUCACAAAGGAAGUGGAGGAAUCACAUCCAAAGCAUAAAAAAUGCGGAGGAUGUGUGGGUUGAGGAGGAAAGUGAUAUAGCAGGGGUUGCAUUGGAGUACUUUGAAACUUUGUUCAAGGUAGGGACAUGUGAAAGGUUGGAGGAGUGUCUGAACGGGUCAAUUCAAAGAUCACUCCAAACAUGCAGCAAGUGCUAUCCAGUAUGUUCUGUGCAGAGGAGGUCAAAACAGUGUUAUUCCAAAUGGGACCAACAAAGGCGCCUGGAUCUGAUGAAUGCUCUUUUCUACCAGAAAUUUUGGCAUGUUGUUGGUGACAUGGUGGUUAAUGCAGUGUUAGAUUUUUUAAAUUCUGGUCACAUGGUGCCUGAAAUAAACUCUACAUAUAUUGUCCUUAUCCCUAAGAUUAAAUCCCCUGAAAAAAUGUCUGAUUUCAGACCCAUUAGUCUUUCGUAUGAGACACUACACAUUAUGCAUGGUAGGAAAAAAGGGAAAAGGGGUUCCCUUGUGCUUAAACUAGAUAUUAGUAAGGCUUAUGAUCGGGUGGAAUGGAGUUUUUUAAAGGGGAUUAUGAUUAGGAUGGGUUUUCCUGAAGUAUGGGUGGAUAGAGUUAUGUGUUGUGUCACUACACCUACUUAUUCUAUUCUUAUAAAUGGGAAAACAUAUGGUAACAUCACUCCAUCUAGGGGACUUCGUCAAGAAGACCCCCUUUCACCUUAUCUUUUUUUGUUGUGUACAGAAGGAUUCACAUCAUUGCUUCUUAAAGCUGAAAUGGAGAAACGAAUACAAGGUGUAUCCAUUUGUAGAGAGGCCCCAAGAAUCACCAAUUUAUUGUUUGCAAAUGACUCACUGAUUUUUUGUCAAACUAAACAAUGUGAGGUUCAGGUGAUUUCCAAGAUCUUGCAUGUGUAUGCUAAGGCAUCUGGACAAUGUAUCAAUUUGGAGAAAUCUUCAGUGUUCUUCAGUAGCAACACACCAUCAGAUCAGAAGGAUUGGAUUAAGGAGUCUUUGGGAGUGAAGGAGGUGGAUCGGUUUGAGUCUUAUUUGGGCUUGCCUACGUUGGAGGGGCGAGCAAAAUAUCAUUCAUUUGCCUUCCUUAAGGAUAGAGUAUGGAAAAAGCUCCAAGGGUGGAAGGGUAAGAUGCUCUCUAAAGUUGGAAAAGAGGUGUUGAUAAAGGCAGUGGCUCAAUAUAUACCCAUGUACUCCAUGGGGGUAUUUCAAUUACCCAAGAAGCUUUGUGAGGAACUUGGUGCAAUGUGCACGAAAUUCUAG